GUGACGGCUACAGAUGGCAUCAUGAUGAGAUCAGAUUCCAAUGAUGAUGAUGUCUCCCUGUUCGAUGCAGAGGAGGACGCAGGGAGGAAGUCAAAGAAAACUAAUAUCAAACAUCCAGUGGCGUCUUUCUUUCACCUCUUUUUUCGAGUUAGUGCUAUCAUUGUGUACCUGUUAUGUGAGUUUUUGAGUAGCAGUUUCAUCGCCUGCAUGGUCACUAUAAUACUCCUGCUGUCAUGUGACUUCUGGACUGUAAAGAACAUCACUGGUAGGUUGAUGGUCGGUCUAAGAUGGUGGAACCAGGUGGACGAUGAUGGACAGAGCCAUUGGGUGUUUGAGUCCAGAAAGGGGACCGGAAAGCAACAGGCCUCGAAUUCUGAGUCACGCGUCUUCUGGCUCGGACUGAUUGUGUGUCCCGUCCUCUGGGUUAUUUUUGCCUUCAGCACCCUCUUGUCUUUCAAAAUUAAGUGGUUGGCUGUGGUGAUUAUGGGCGUAGUAUUGCAAGGGGCCAACCUGUAUGGAUAUGUGCGCUGUAAAGUGGGAGGCAAGACCAGCUUAAAGAAUAUGGCUACUAACUAUUUUGGGCGACAGUUCCUCAAACAGGCCCUUUCUAAAGAAGAAGAAACCUAGAGGGAAGUUUCAAACUGACUUUCGAGUUUGCAUUAUUCUUAAUGCAGUAGUAGAUUGACCUCGAUCAGCAGAUUGAUUCAUAGACAGUUUUUGCAAUUCAUACAAAUAAAAUUUUUAGAGUUUUAUGUUUUUAGUGUGAUACCUAAUAUAUCCCCAAAGCCCCCUUGCCCCCUUUACUUGAGUCCCUCCACAAAGAGGUCAAAGUGCGGGGUAGGUUACAGAAGCUAGGCCCUCAGCUGUUAGGGACUCCUCAGGACCCUUCAGAUAUGUGGAUCCUUGUGGGCACAGUCACGGAUUUUCUGCUUUGAUGACGGUCUCCUUACUCACUUUGCACCCUGAUUCCCAGCUUGUUGUUUUUUAUGAAAAAAAAAAGAACUUUACACAAAGUUUUCUUUCUUUUUCUCCAUUGCCUGCUAACUUUAUUCUUGUUUCAAUGAAAAUGGUGAUCUUGAAAGAUGUUGUACAAACGUUGUUUGUAUGAUAUAGAUGAUUGUAAAAAGUGUAAAGCAUCCAUACUUUUGUAAAUAUUUGUGUAAAGAAACUACGUGGAACAUCUUUUUUUUUUGU
Molecule: messenger RNA, 1194 nt
Organism: Lampris incognitus (smalleye Pacific opah)
Lineage: Eukaryota; Metazoa; Chordata; Actinopteri; Lampriformes; Lampridae
Gene: tvp23b
Product: trans-golgi network vesicle protein 23 homolog B (S. cerevisiae)
Exons: 7
Coding region: 22-627 (201 amino acids)
Biological process (GO): vesicle-mediated transport; protein secretion
Cellular component (GO): Golgi membrane
Source: RefSeq, a predicted model, not a curated record